Messenger RNA from Racocetra persica, 906 nucleotides. The record is from the annotation of a GenBank genome assembly. NCBI's taxonomy places the organism in Eukaryota, Fungi, Glomeromycota, Glomeromycetes, Diversisporales, Gigasporaceae.
GUUGUUGCUGAAAGGCAUAAACUGAUCCCUUCAGUUUAUGCAGUAUUAGAUAUACAGAAAGAUAAAUAUGGGCAAGCUGAAGCAGUAAUAUAUUCAGGUCCAAUAUUCAUAAGAAUUCGUAGCGGUAAAUAUGAUAGCAGUACCGCUUACUCUUAUAGCAAAGACUUCGAUGACCUGAUGGUUGAGAAGAAAUUACACAACCAUACUAUGACGGAUGGCCAGUCUAAACCCAUGGUGGUAAUGAUAUCUGAUGGUAAACCCGACGAGAAUCCAUGUUAUAGAAAACAUGCAUCCAAUCCAGUAGAAAGACGAAUGGCACCUUUAAGCCAUGACUUAGCUGGUAUAAUCCUCCCACAUGAUAUCUUUGGAUCACAUUUGGAUAUACAGUUAAGGACAAGUGAUAAGAAAUUAGAAAAACGCAAUUUCAAAAUGGCCAAAGAUGUUUUGGCAUCAAUUGGAAUCAAACAGAUUCUUCUGAAUCACUUUUUCCCACCACCACUUCUGAUCCAACAAAAGCUUCAAAGUAUUUGCGUAGCAAGCAUGGGUAUAUUUGACAAUACAACUCACUUUGGCAGCUUUCUUCUUUCUAUAUUAAUGGAAGGAAAGUUAACUCCUCUAGAUACAAAUCUACAGUAUUUCCUCUUCGAUUGGUAUUGCCCAACCGUAAAUAAAUUAAUUAAUGAUUAUCUCUGUUCUUAUUGUAAUCAGUACUAUGCUUUGAAAAGAGCUUUGAAAAUCCAUAUUAAAAAAUAUAAAAAAUUCAACUUAUCUAAAGAACCUGUUUUGGAUAUUCAAGAUAAUGAAAGUAGUGAAACUAUGCAGGUGGAUGAAGAAGUAGUACUGGAAGAUCUGUUAGAAACCUAUCCUCAGCAAGUGCAAGUUCAAGAAAAGUUGAUUGCAGAUAGA